AUGACACGAGCUCGUGCCCCAAUAGGCUUGUCGGAUCUUCAAAUCACUUCAGACACUUCAUCAAAUCCCGUACCCGAGGUUGCUCUGUACCCCGGUCCUAAUCCAGAGGGCGGAAAGGCUGGGAGCCAGAAAGUUGUAACUAACCGACCUCCUCGAGAGGACAGUGAGCACUGGAAAGUGGCCGUCUAUCCCCGAUCGGCACGAUAUUAUGGACCAACCAGUUUUGGGGCAGUGUUCUUGGAGCAUCAAGCUACAGCAAGUGAAGAUUUACUUGGACUUGGGGAGGAGGUCAGGCAACAUCCUGGCGCAUGGAAAUAUGGACAACCUCUUUUGGGUAGAGAGAGACCCGAAGGUCCUACUAUGCGUUCAAAAGAAGUCAUUAGAGCACUCUAUAAUAUUCCAUCCAAAGGUAUAUGUGAGACUCUUCUCGCUACGCUUAGCACUCUUACGAAAACUACUAUCAAUCCAACUAUGAUGAAGCAUUGCAUUACGAACCUUUGGGCAACAUUCGGAACACUGCUUGCCGGGCCUCGGUCAAAUGAAAAACUUGCUCCAAUUGCAGAGUUGUUAUUCCAGAACGAGGAGAAUCCUUUACCACCAACUCCUGAAGAUGGACUUGAAUGGUUAAAUACGUUCACGGGGCCAAAUCUCCGAAUGGAAAUGGUCGGAUUAUUUUUCUGUUUCUUGGGAAAGGCCUAUCUUAGUCUGCAAGACUGGGACCCGCUUUUCAAAGUGCCUGAAAACCAUGAUCGAGAUAGAAAAGAGACUGCUUGGAGAAUGAAAGAAUGUGCAGACAUUUGCCGUAAAAUGUGCCACUUUUCAGAGACAGUAAAUGAAAUAGUAGUGGCACUCUCCUUCAACCUCAGUAUUCUGGAGAGUCAGUGUACAGGAGACGAAGGUUACUCAAUGAGCCUUAGACAUGGAGAUAUGAUCACAAUCACGAUUACCGCAGGACUUCACAGGCUUCCAGAUUAUGCCAACACCCCUAUUACCACUGCUUCAGAGUACAAGCGUCGAAUCUUUUCUGGGGUUUAUUUUCUAGAUAAGACGCAUUCAGCUCUAAAUGGGAUACCACCAAUGAUGGGUCGUCUUUAUUGUGACGUCAAACCAUGCCUCGACAUCGCCGACGAAGAACUAUUCUUGCCACCACAUGCGUUUUCCGUCGUAGUUAGCCGACUAGAUGCCGAUGGGUGGAACACAUCAGGUAAUAUGUACGACAUCAGCAUCUGUCGAGCCACGUGGCAACUUUGUUCUGUCCGGGAAGAAAUCCUUGAGAUAGCUUUGGGUGUUAACGUUUUGGUCACAGAAGAGCGUGUAGAAGAAUUACGUCUCCGGUCCAAACAAGUUUUGGACGGGCUUCCAGACCAGCUUCAAUACUAUACCGAUGCUGAUCGAAAGAUACCUAAAGAAAGUAAUGGCAAAGAAUUAUUUGCCCAGGCCUGUAUUAUAAAUGACUACCUGCAAAACCUGUUCCUUGUCGACCGAGUUUCGAUAGCUCGAGGAUUUCCCAACGAGGAAAGGCUCUUCAAUACAGCCAUGGAACUAUUAGACAUGUCUUUGAUGUUUUGGAUGGAGCGAGAUAAGCUUGCCCCUUUCACCAGUUCUUUUGACUGGAUUAUUACAUUCUACGGAAUACCAGCUGCAGGCGUGAUAUGCGUUGAGCUACUAAAAAACAGUUCCAUGCCUCAGAACUACCUCGGAUUCUCUCGUUCAGACGCCAUCCAGAAGCUAACGCUGUUCAUCGGAUUCCUCGAAUGGAUCAGGCCCACCGACGGUAACCAUCGACUAGCAAAUCGCCUCAAGAUCGUGAUACGGAGAGUGUUGGACCGUGUCUUAGAGCCACCCUCGACCGACACACAGAGAUCAAGUGAGAUGGAUGCGCCGUUCGAACAGACCAUGCUCCCGUCUUUCGAUGCCUCCCCGGAUAUGGAUUGGCUCAAUACUAUAGAUUGGACUCAAGGGUCUUGGAUGGAUUUCAAUCCAUAG
Lachnellula hyalina is the source of this 1986-nucleotide messenger RNA. RefSeq lists its product as uncharacterized. The record is from RefSeq and is a predicted model, not a curated record. The coding region runs from base 1 to 1986 and encodes 661 amino acids. Lineage: Eukaryota; Fungi; Ascomycota; Leotiomycetes; Helotiales; Lachnaceae. Gene Ontology annotation, molecular function: DNA binding; zinc ion binding. Gene Ontology annotation, cellular component: nucleus. The transcript has 5 exons. Gene Ontology annotation, biological process: DNA-templated transcription.